AUGAAUAAUGACCUGGCAGCUGAAGCCAAGCAAGCAAGCAGCUGGAUCCAGAUUUGCGAUUUGCCCUCCAAUUCACAGAUGGCCCCCAUGCAAUCCUCUCGGUUACUUGCGUCUGUCUCUUCUAACCUAUCGCCGCUAGGCCCUCGAUUCCUUUGUGUUUUCUUCACCAACCAACAUUCUGGACGCAGAAUGAUUCUCGUCCUGCACGUUUUCAUGAACCCUGCCGAUCCCUUCCUCGAUCCCAAGCCUCCUGCUGGAAUCCCUUUCUUUACCGGGGUCCGGGACAGAAAACGCUCUAAAGAUCGGCCGGGGCUCUCCCGUGGGAUGCCGGGGAGCUCCCCCGCUGACCUAUGUGAGAUGGAUGCAGCAGUUCAGUUCAGGAUGAGUGCACUUCGCUAUUCUACCGCUUGCGAAUCCCUGUCCCUGCUGUGGCACUGUUGGUCUAUCGUGGGUAAUUACAGUACCUGGUGGACCGUGGUUGAUCUCAGCAGCUCUGUGGGCCAUCCAGAUUCUUAUUGGUUCUCUCCAACAGAAUUCUUUUUCAACGCAAAUUUUGAUCUUCUUGAUCCCUCUAUCCUACUUGGCUACAAUAUCCUGCUAAAUGGAUAG
Drepanopeziza brunnea f. sp. 'multigermtubi' MB_m1 is the source of this 609-nucleotide messenger RNA. Lineage: Eukaryota; Fungi; Ascomycota; Leotiomycetes; Helotiales; Drepanopezizaceae. The record is from RefSeq and is a predicted model, not a curated record.